CUUCCAUACUGCAUCCAAGGACAUGUUCGAAUCGAGGAAAAUAGCGCCAGCUACUGAUUCAAACACGUCGCCUAAAGCUUUUGGAACUUCGACAUCUUCCGCUUCAUCGCAUUCGUCCUCCGAUAUUAGAUAAUACUGUUGAAAAAAAAAAAUAAGAAAUACACUAAGUAGAAUAAUACUUUCCAAACAUUUUUAUUUCAAAUUAAGUACCUCCUCGCUAAUACUGUGCCCAUUUUCCUGUUGUAUCCGUACGAAUCUAUCAAUGACUUCGUUUAGGCCUGGGGAUAGGUGCCUGAAAUACUUGUGGAAACCAUGCCGCACCGCCAGCGAAGCAAAUAUGGUGUUGUUGACCAGAGCCGAUCGCAGAUCCGUCAGGGCGCCUGGUGAAUGCUGGCGAGGAUCUUCGUACAGAUGUCUGGUUAUUAGGUAAUCGAGAACAGCAUCCCCCAGGAAUUCCAACCGUUGAUAGCAGUCGGUUAGACGAUUCGGACAAUAGGAAGCAUGAGUCAUGGCUUGCAACAGGUAGGAACGGUCUCGAAAUCUGUAUCCCAAAAUGGCUUCGAAUUUAUCAUACCCGUCUAAGAGAUGAUUCAGGGUCGCGAUAGGAUUUGGAGCGUACGUAAGUAAAGGUGAUUUAGGAGCAUUCCAGUAGCCGUAUACCGAUUGAAACAGCUGACCAUCUUUCUCGUAGCUACUAGAGCUACCUGGUAUGCGUGGUUUAGUAGGAUCAUACGGUACUUCGGACACCGGAAGAACUCUGAUACCCAGCCAAGCCAUCAACAGUAAAGCACCACGUGGACCGCAUUCUAUCAGAUAUGCUCCAAUCAGAGCUUCCACGCAAUCUGCCACGGAUUUAUCGGGAAUGCUAUGCUGUGUAACUAAAUUGUAAGGAAUGAAGCAGGCAAAGUAGUCAGAAUUCUUGAUGAACUCGUCGUUCCGUACUUCCAGUUGUUGAAUUUCCUUCAUCUGCUCACCUUCUUCGUUAUCUGACUAAAGAUUCAGGCAAUAAAUAUAACCGGUUAAAAAAUUACCCACGAAAAAUAAAAAAUCAAAACUUACAUCAUCAAGCAGAUCUAGAGCUUGAGCGCGAUCUUUGACUAGCUUACAAAUUUCUUCACUGGAAAGUUGUUUUAUGUCGGGUAAGUCGGCUAGGUUCCAGUAACAAGCAGGGAUCUGUGCAAAAUUCAUGAUGUUUUAUUGAAUGAAAACUGCAUGGACGUGCGUAAGGGACUUCUAAGUUAUCCUUGGCAAAAGCCAUUGGGAAUUCAAAAUUAAAUGAAAAGAUGAAAAGCUCGGUGGGGGAGAUUCAAGUGGAAAAGAUAACCUAAAUCUACAUAUAACUUGCAAACCGCAGUGUCUUAAAAAAUCUUACCUUUGCAUCGAUAAGCGCCUGUUCAAGUUCCUUGGGCACGUAGUAGCACGGGGGCAGCCAAUUAUCAUGCGGUUCAAACUUGGUCGCUAUCAUACUCUCACCCAACACUUUCCGACGACCGAGCCGGUAGAGAUUUAGAUUCGAUACCUGUUUCGAUCGCAAGUGACUGAGCUUACCUUCGUGCACGUUCUCGUAGGUGCAAUAGAGAUAAGUAGUGAUGGCGUACUUCAAAAAUGAAUCUCCUAUAGUUUCCAACCGCUCUAAAUUGAUCCCAUCGUUGGCAUUUGACAUUGUAAGCGCUUGUAGAAUUAUGCUUGGACUUGGCCCUGGAUGAUUCUCCAAAUUUGGCUGGUAGUCAAAGCUAAAGUCAUUUAAUUCGUGGACUUCGCUUGUGUCGACGUAUUCUUCGAUUGCAUUCAAAUGUACACCAGAUUUUUCUCUUGACAAUUUUCCAGGAACUUCAUUUACAAACGGAUUAUCAAUGCACAGUGUUAUGCUUUUUUCAUUACUGGAACCAAGUUUUAACAAAUGUUCAUCAUUGAAAUGAUCAAAAAUAUCUCCUGUUCCCAUUACAUCAUACGUUUCGGGAAAAUAUAGUUUGUUAAUUUCAUAGAAACUAUCCAGCGUCAAAUAUCUCGAUCCAUCACUUGCGCUUUUUAUAUAACGUUCAACGACUUCCGGACUUGCAUAAGGAAACAAAUCAAGAAUAUUUUGAUUGUCGAUACCCUGAGUUUUCGCAGGACUUUUCAGUAAGCUUUGUAUGCUCAAAGUAUCAUCAUAUUUUACUAAAGCUCCACAACUUCUGAGAUGACGUUUGAACUCAGUGGUUGAUUUGCCAAACUCUGCUGCAUGCAUUUCGGCGAUACUCUGCAAAUCUUCACUUUUAGUACAAUCGAAGCCACUACCAAUGUUUUUCGAAUUUUGAUACAACUGCUCGUUAAUAUUGAUGCUGUUUAAAAUAUCUCUCUGCUUCUGUCGUUUCAAUAUAUCAUCCUCCGAUUCAAUGGCCUCAGCAACGUUAUCAGAUUUAAAUUCAAUUUUCAAACCAUACUCUUCCUCGGAAUUGGCCACGCUGCCAUUAUCAAACUCAUCAUCCGAACCGAAUGAAGCUUCUGAAUCAGUAUAAUACCGAGCCUCGUUACCGUUUGUUACCUUCGUUCUAACAUCCCAUGAUGUUGGCGAUCCGUAUCGUAUGUUAGCUGUAAUUGUACCAAUUAAUCAUAUUCCGACAUUUAUAAAAACUGGAUCUUACUUUUAUUUCUCGAGCACAUCUCUAUAUUUGAAGGCAAUCCCCAAUUUUCGUCGUCGCUCAUUGCAUCAAUCCGUACACUUUCUGCCAUUUCAUUAGACCACGUACCAAUUUGGAAGCUGUCUCCUUUAAGUUUUUCCUCGGCUUCUUCCAGUAAAUCGUUGGCAGUUUUUUCUUGUCCAUCUAACGGUGGUUCAGGCUCUUUAGGCUCUUCCAAUUUGGUUUCGCUUUCAUUUUCCAUCUUUAUCUCCUCACAUUCGACUGUUUCAUUACGAACAACUUCCACUACCUCUUCCAAAGCACACAGUUUAGCAUCUCUAGACUUUUUCAGUACAUCUGCUAAACUCCAGCCAAAGUUCAAAAUGGGCCACUCGAAGUUCCCGUUUGAAAGGUUUGCCACACCCAGCCCAAGAUCCCUUGCCACUUCUUUGCGAAUUUCGUCAGCUAGUAACAACGCGUUGAUUCGAUACAAUAUACAGGGCAAGCACACCGCAGCGCGCCAAAGUGAAGCCGAAAACGGAUGAAUGGUACAAAGCUCUGGCACGAGAAUCUGUUUUUGUUCGAGAUUUUCACGCUUAGCACGUUUCGUUUCCUCUGAACUCGUGGGUAAAGCGACACCUUUACGAUUAACGUAUCUGAAAUGGAGUGAUUUAUCAGUACUGAGGACUUAUGUCGGUUUAAGAUAUCACGGUUAUUAUAUAAAGUACAUAUUCAUGGAAAAUUACCAUUUUUGAAUAAAAUGUGGAAAAUAAUACCAACACCGUUAAGCUUCGGCUUCACAACCAUUUCUAAUCGUUGAACGUUUAAAGAAAUAAACUAUCAAACAAUUCUAAACACAUAAAUAGCCCUAUUAUAUUAUCUCACGACACUACAGUAGUAUUUGAGGCUUACUGAUGUGAAAAGAUUUUAAUUAGUUACAACACAACCUACCUUGGCGUGAGAAAGUUCAAACGAGCGCUUGUAUGAUCGACGUCUAGUAAGGGUUGCUUGCAGUUCUGUAUCUGAAUGUUGUAUUUCUUGUGAUAAUAUUCCUCAAAUGUACUAUAGUUCAAUCCUGGGAAGGAACUUUUCGGUGACAGGUGGUAGCAUAUCUCUGCAACAUAGAAAUACUGCGGCUGGUCUUGGUUCCGAUACCACGGCAUGACGACAGCAUCCUUAAAAUUGCUGCUAUCAAAGCAAUAGCUUUUACGGAUAUCGUCUGAUACAAACGUUGGCAUCUUAUCCACAUUUUUGGCGAUUACGUCAAUGAAUUCCCAAUCCACAUUUACGGUGCCGUUGUCUCGUGUUAUGGUUGGAACGAUGAAGAAACAAUUCUCUGUUGCUUCUGGAUCGUAUAACAUGAGAUAUUUUUGCAACCGUAAUACUUUGGUGAAUGUAUAGUUAAUAAAUAAAUUUAUUUUAUCCAACUGCUGCUGAUUGAGAACAGUUCUCUCACUACAUAGAUUAAGUGCUACUUUUACCUCCCCUGAGCGCGUAAAUAUUGGAAAGGCGCUGACUUUAGGAAUAAGUUUUGUUGUGAGAAUGCCAAAACCUUGGGGAGAAUCUUCUGGAGGAUAUAUUUUACGCCCACGAGUAUUUUGCUCUUCUGGUAUUGGGCACUGCAACGUCAUGUUGAUAUGGUAAAGAUAGACUUGGGAACCAAUAGUUGGCCGACAUUCGGAAAAUGCUGAUGCAAUCUGUAAACAAAAACAGGUUAGUGUUCGAUUUUUUUAAAAGUACAUUAUUCAAAAGCAUACCCUUUUAUAGUAAUACUGUCUUCGUUUGGUCGUUCCCGGGCGGGGUUCACUGUUUUCACUGACGAUUUGUGCAUCGAUUUGUUCCAACUCAAAGUCUUCCCAGUCAGCUUCAAACGCACGAAACGAUUCUUUACCUAUUGGCUGAAGAGUGUCGUCUAGCUCCCCUGCCUUAAACAGCACUCGACACGCAAUGUAGGCCGCUAUGCGCCGAGCUAAGAUCUCUGUUGGCAUCGGUAAACCCUUGAAAAUGAAGAUGAAAAAUGAUCGAACUCGUCUCAUCUCCAAAGUCAGAGCUCCGGUCUUGGAUAACUUUUACAUAACUACCCAAAAAUGUGUUGUCCUACCUAUCAAUGAAAUAACCUACGGAAUUACGAAUGAUCAAAGCAGCCCUUCGAUGUUCGAGAAGAGAAUUUACAGAAACAAUAUGAAUACAACAAGUUCAAAUUCGUCUAACAGUAAGAGGGAUUCGAUCCGUACAUCAUCGUCUGAAUCCAUAAUUCGCUUGCUGAAGGAACACCGCGAAGCGAUACAAAAUGUUGCAAAACAAUGCAUGCCGAUGCGCGAUUUAGAUGAAUUUGGCGCAAAUCUGCGUAAAUGCGCUUCUACGCUCGGAACUGCGAAACCAAUUCCUUUAUCGUCCAGCAGCUGCACCACGUUUGUACCACAUCACAUUUACACUAUUGAUGAGCAGACCGAGCAUUCAAACGUGUCCCUACGUAAAUCAAGCAGUAAGGAUUCGAGCAAUGAAGAGUUAAGACAACGCUUGCAACGCUUAAGGCAGCUUUCAGCGGCUGCUAGAAACGUUCAAAGACCAAUCAGUCGGCGGGGAUCUUUGAGCACAUCUCCAGCGAUCGUAACAGCACGCAUAAACUAUCAUGAAAGUAUCGUUAAUAAAUUUGAGCUUAUUGAUCGAUUUCUUCAAGAUCAAGACCAGAUUGAGCAAGAAAAUGCCAAAACUAGCGAAGGUGAAUCAUUAAUGUCGAUCACUCAGCGGUACAAUCAUCGAUCUCAAUCGAGCAUAGAAAAGAAUCGUGUGAUCAAAAGCCUUUGUUGUAGUUGUAUAUAGAAUAUUAUAAGAAAUAAUCGAACAGCAUAGAGCAAAUAAAGACUCCUGGUGGAGGAUAACUUAAUAA
Messenger RNA from Uranotaenia lowii, 5490 nucleotides. RefSeq lists its product as uncharacterized. The record is from RefSeq and is a predicted model, not a curated record. The transcript is spliced from 2 exons. NCBI's taxonomy places the organism in Eukaryota, Metazoa, Arthropoda, Insecta, Diptera, Culicidae. The coding region runs from base 4560 to 5423 and encodes 287 amino acids.